Molecule: messenger RNA, 2030 nt
Organism: Homo sapiens (human)
Lineage: Eukaryota; Metazoa; Chordata; Mammalia; Primates; Hominidae
Gene: RTL8B
Product: retrotransposon Gag like 8B
Exons: 1
Coding region: 84-425 (113 amino acids)
Source: RefSeq, marked validated
AUGCACUUCCCGCUACGCCUCGGUGCAGCCCCCGGCGAAGCCCAGCGCAGCUCAGCUAAACUCAGCGGAGCCAGCGCGGCGCGAUGGAAGGUCGAGUGCAGCUGAUGAAGGCCCUCCUGGCUCGGCCCCUCCGGCCCGCGGCGCGUCGCUGGAGGAACCCGAUUCCCUUUCCCGAGACGUUUGAUGGCGAUACCGACCGGCUCCCGGAGUUCAUCGUGCAGACGAGCUCCUACAUGUUCGUGGACGAGAACACGUUCUCCAACGACGCCCUGAAGGUGACGUUCCUCAUCACCCGCCUCACGGGGCCCGCCCUGCAGUGGGUGAUCCCCUACAUCAAGAAGGAGAGCCCCCUCCUCAGUGAUUACCGGGGCUUCCUGGCUGAGAUGAAGCGGGUCUUUGGAUGGGAGGAGGACGAGGACUUCUAGGCCGGGAGACCCUCGGGCCUGGGGACCGGUGCUCUGGGAAGGGUCCGCUGUGUUACUGGCCGCCGCCAGGGUCGCCACCGGCGCCCUCCCUCCGCGCCUCCCUCCCCCUCGAGCCGCCACGAUGUCCCCUGCGCUCCUGUCCCCUCCCGCGUAGUGCUUGCCUUUGUUCCAGGAAUAGCGCUCCAGGCUCCUGCUGCCGCCCCUGGGCCUCACUCUGGAGCGGGCUGCCUCCGCCCUCUCGUGCCAGCUCAGCCCCUCCCAUGCACAUUUGGACGCUGUCCUGCGCUCCAGUUGCACAAAGCUGAGCUCCUGUUACACACUGACAGACCACUGACAGCCGCCGCUGCCAACCCCCCUCCUCCUCACCAGACUUCCAGACGACUACAUCAUGCUGCCCACAGACCUGCGCUGCCACUGCCAUCGCCAUCCAUCGCAUUCCACCGACAGACUGCUGCUUCUAGUGAUCUGUACUCACCUCGGAGGUAUCUGGGCUGGACACAGCCCCUGGACAAUGAUCCAGACAGCUGGCUGCCCCUCAAGGGACCUGUUACCUUCAGCGAGACCCAUUUCCUCCCCAAUCCCAGAGACUUUUUGUGCUCCUGCCACAUGGCUGCCAGGGCUCAGUUGUGCCUGGCAGCCAAAUCGAGUCUCUCAUUUUCUCUUGUGGACCAGUUAGUUUUGCCCAGAAUCCAUUUCUCUUCUGAAUUUGCAGCAUUUUCUCAGGUGCUUUUUGAUCAACAAAAUAACUUGUAUCUUCUGCUUAACUCCUUUAUACUACCUGGAGAAAAGUAUUUUCCAUAUUUUCAAUAAAUGUCAGACACUAUUGAGAAAGAAAUAGAGUCUGAAUGAAUAUGGCACCUUUCCCUCCCUGGUCCUGUAAAUGUGGUCCAUAUCUUGUUCAGAAGCGAUAUCCCCUGCCAUUCAGUGACUGAUGUUGACUCCUGCAUUAUAAAACAUCUAAGAUAGAGUCCUGUGGUAACCUGGGGGAUAGUGUCCCCACUGGUGAUCCUUCUGUCCCAGAUGUUGAAUCCUCUAAACCAGUUAGGAUUAUCCCAAGCCUCUUAGUAAAUGAAUCGUUACCUCAUUUUGGUCAACACUAUGUGAGAAGUCAGCCAGCAGGCUCUUGGAAAAUGUAUCCUCAUUUCCAGAAAGUGGUUUGAAAACACAAUUCCCAAAUUGUUACAAACCAUAAAUCCCACACAGAUUAUUGGUGAACAGCUGUAAAAUUUUACUCAACCCAUGAUUCAGGGAACCAACAGAAUUAUAUAGGUGCUUUUCAAAAGCAUUUAUAAAUUCUUGAUUAUGUAGGUAGUGGGGGGAAAUGCAGAAAUGAGAUCAUUAAUUUAGAUACAAACCUGGUUGAUGACCAGGGGGUUUUAUUUUGCAGAAGAAUUGGGUAUUUGGUAUCAUUUUAUUCAAUUACAUGUGAUCCUGGUACAUUUCAUAAGCUUGGGUAAAAAAAUUUUUUGUUAUUUUCCAUGCACAAUAAGGGAAAUGUUUUAAUUGGCUUUGUGCCUCCUGCUUUACAACAGUUCUGGCCUCAAGUUACCAGGUAGCCUGAACUUUGAUUUUAUUUUACCAUUAAAUUGCUUUAAUACCAUUGUA